GCCUCGCUUCGCUUCUACUCCACCACCCCACCUCUCUCGCUCGAUUUCACGAGAUGCGCGCGCCGGCGGCGGGGGAGAUGGCGAUGGCGAUGGCGGCGGCGGAGGUGGAGCAGGAGGAGGAGGUGAUCAUCGUGGGGGCGGGGCCGUCGGGGCUGGCGGCGGCGGCGUGCCUGUCGCAGCGCGGGGUCGGGAGCCUCGUCCUGGAGCGGGACGACUGCGUGGCGUCGCUGUGGCGGCACCGCACCUACGACCGCCUCCGCCUCCACCUCACCAAGCGCUACUGCGCGCUGCCGCACGCGCCGCACGCCGACGGCGCGCCGGCAUACCUCCCGCGCGCCGACUUCCUCCGCUACCUCGACGCCUACGCCGCGCGCUUCGCCGUCCGGACGCGCCUCCGCCGCGAGGUCCGCUCCGCGCGCUACGACGCCGCGCGCGGGAGGUGGGCCGUCGACGCCGUCGACCUCGCCACGGGGGCGGCCGAGCGCUACUCCGCGAGGCACCUGGUCGCCGCCGCGGGGGAGAACGACGAGAAGGUGGUGCCCGAGGUGCCCGGGAUGGACACCUUCCCCGGGAAGGUGCUGCACGCCGUCGACUACCGGUCGGCGGAGGGGUUCAAGGGCAAGUCCGUGCUCGUCGUCGGCUCCGGCAACUCCGGCAUGGAGAUCGCCUACGACCUCGCCGUCGCCGGCGCCACCACCUCCAUCGUCAUCCGCAGCGAGCUGCACCUGGUGAGCAAGGAGGUAUGGAACGUGGCGAUGACGCUGUACAGGUACCUGCCGGCGUGGGCGAUCGACAAGGUGGUGCUGCUCAUGUGCGCAGUCGUGUUCGGCGACACCGCCCGCUACGGCCUCCGGCGGCCGGCGAUCGGGCCCUUCACGGCGAAGCUCACCACGCCGGCGUACCCCGUCGUCGACGUCGGCACCUACGCCAAGAUCAGGUCAGGCGAGAUCCGCGUCCUGCAGGCCGGCCUCAAGAGCGUCCGCGGCAGCGACGUCGAGUUCGCCGACGGCCAGCGCCACGCCUUCGACGCCGUCAUCUUCGCCACCGGCUACCGGAGCACCACCAACCAGUGGCUCAAGAGUGACGACGGGUUGAUCGGCGAUGACGGGAUGGCGGCGCGGAGCUACCCGAAGCACUGGAAGGGGGAGAAUGGGCUCUACUGCGCAGGCAUGGUGAGGAGGGGUAUCUAUGGCAGCUACGAGGACGCAGAGCUCAUCGCUCAAGACAUCAGCAAGCAGCGCCGGAGCAGCGACAGCUCGAAAAAAGCUGCAGAUCCAACACUUCCAUGCAUCGUGAUGCACCAAGCUUGACGAGAACCCAACUGCCCAGGACAUUGUCUUCUCUAGCCUGGGGCUAUAGGCCGGCAGAAACAAAAGGAAGGAUGCCCAGAGGCCUCCUUGGUCACCUAGGGAUCUCUACUCCAAUCAAACUGCCUCUCUGCAUCAUAUUCACUUGUAAUCAUUUUUCCACACUAUUUGUGGAGUACCAGAUCGGUUUUGUUACAAUUUUUUGAAUAGGAAAACUCCGUCAGGAAAAAAAACGUAUGAAUAACUAGACUUGGGGCCUAAAGCCCCAAAUAUCUACAUAAAUAAAAGGGGACCAGGUAAUUCCCUUAUUAUCCACUCAAAAAUACUAAUUCCCUUAUUAAAUAGUACUAUCCUUAUUGUUUAAUAUAUGAACUUGUUGACUUUAAAAAUACAACAUUUGACCAUUUGUAUAUAAGUAUUUAUUUCUUUAUUACUGCUUAUGUAUCAAUCGACAGAAAACCCACUCCAAAAUCAUGUGUAUCCAGACCAUUAGAUUGUUCUGAGAUUUUUGUGUAAACGCCGUAACACUUCCUGCCUCUCUCUCCUCACUCCCUCGGUACACGCUGCCACUAUUUCCGACC
This is a messenger RNA of Oryza brachyantha (malo sina), 1888 nucleotides long. RefSeq names its product probable indole-3-pyruvate monooxygenase YUCCA10. NCBI's taxonomy places the organism in Eukaryota, Viridiplantae, Streptophyta, Magnoliopsida, Poales, Poaceae. Bases 54 to 1310 code for a protein of 418 amino acids. The transcript is spliced from 4 exons. The record is from RefSeq and is a predicted model, not a curated record. Gene Ontology annotation, molecular function: monooxygenase activity; flavin adenine dinucleotide binding.